Messenger RNA from Dromiciops gliroides (monito del monte), 1101 nucleotides. Its product is annotated as cathelicidin-3-like. Gene Ontology annotation, biological process: defense response to Gram-negative bacterium; antimicrobial humoral immune response mediated by antimicrobial peptide; defense response to Gram-positive bacterium. Gene Ontology annotation, molecular function: lipopolysaccharide binding. The record is from RefSeq and is a predicted model, not a curated record. NCBI's taxonomy places the organism in Eukaryota, Metazoa, Chordata, Mammalia, Microbiotheria, Microbiotheriidae. Bases 1 to 771 code for a protein of 256 amino acids. Gene Ontology annotation, cellular component: extracellular region. The transcript is spliced from 5 exons.
AUGGGGCCCCUGGGGAGAAGCCUUCUGGUGCUCUGUGUGGCCACGAGCAUCACAACACUCUGUGCUCAGCAAGGGGAGAGGGUGAGUGACCGAGAGGCUGUGGCCCUGUUGCUGGAUGCCUACAACAGAGAGUCUCAUGAUGACUACAUCUUUGGACUCCUUGAAACCAAACCUGCCUCUGACCAGGCUGGCCGCCGGAUCCUGAGUUUCACUGUCCAGGAAACCAAGUGCCUGAAAUCAGAGAAUCAGAACCUUGACCAGUGUGAAUUCAAGGAAGGUGGGGUGGUGAGAAACUGCAAAGGAGAGGUUUCCUCUGAGCGACAUCUCCCAGUGGUUGUGGUCUCUUGUGACUCUGUGGAUGCACAGGGGGCUCAAGCCCAGGAAGAGUCAUCUGAUAAUGUAUUAGCAGCCUGCCGCCGUGACCGCCAUGGCCGCUGCCGUGGCCGUGGAAGACGAAAGCGAGGACAAAGGGGAGGAAGACGGCGAGGAAGACAGCGAGGGAGACAGCGAGGGAGACGUGAUGUAGAGAGGGAACCAUCAGAUACCUUUCCAUCCAGGCAUGGGAGGACUUUUUCAGAAGAUUCUUUUGCUCCUUCCUUCAGGCGUCGGCCUAGGCCCUUUCCCAGGCCACGGCCUGGGCCCUUCCCCAGACCCGGGCCUGGUCCUCAGCCUGGUCCCAAUUUCCCUGGACCCCAGCCUGGCCCCAAUUUCCCUGGACCCCAGCCUAACCCCGAUUUCCCUGGACCCCAGUCUGACCCUGAUUUACCUUGACCCUAGCCUGGGUCUGAUUUUCCUGGGCCUGGUUUUUAGCCUAGGCUCAUCUUUGGCUAAGCUCCCCAUUUAGGUUCCUGUCUCAUGCCCAGAAUUCCAUCCUUAGCCUAGGUUUACUAAACCUGCUUCUUUAAUGAGUUCCAAGAUCUGAACCCAUAAAUCCAAUGGGAGCAGAGCAUGCACAAAUAGGGACCACAUGCAAUAAAAAGUCCAAGAAUCAAAAGAAGAGAUUAGACCAUGGAUUGUCAAAGGGCAGGGACCGUUAGACCUUCAAUGUAGCAUUCUAAGCAGACAGCACCUGAAUAAAGGCCUUGGGAUAUCAAGAAGGAG